AUGGCCUCCUCUCUCCUCUCCCGCCUCCUCUUCUUCUGCUCCACGUCUCCUUCUCUCGCUUCUCUCCCCUACGCCUCCAAUCUCUUCCAUUCUAUCACCGACCCUACUCUCUCCGACUACAACGCCAUCAUUCGAACCCAAUCCUCAUCUUUCUCCGCCUCAAUGAGCCCUUUCUUUCUCUAUAUCCAAAUGCUAGCCCGUGAUAUACGUCCCGACCACCUCACAUUCCCUUUCCUUCUCAAGUUCUGUUCUUUCCGCCUCAGUGCCAAUGCUGGUCAAGCUUUGCAUGCACAUGUUGUGAAGCUUGGGUUCCAAGUUGAUAUUUUUAUUCAGAACAGUAUGAUAAUUAUGUAUUCGAGCUGUGGACUUCUUGUCCAUGCUCAGAAAGUGUUUGAGCAAAUGCCUCAAAGAGACGUGGUUUCCGAAAAUUCAAUUUUGUCGGGUUAUUUGAAGUGCGGGAAGUUCGAUGCUGCGUUAGAACUGUUUUCCCGAAUGGAGAAUAGGAAUGUAAGAACUUGGAAUUCGAUUAUUUCUGGGUUAGUUCAGGGUGGUCGGGCUAGAGAAGCUCUGGAUUUGUUCCAGGAGAUGCAGUUUUCAGGCGGGGAGUCUGUUAAACCUGAUAAAAUCACGAUUGCUAGUCUGAUAAAGGCUUGUGCUUCUAUCGGAGCUUUGGAUCAUGGGAAGUGGUUGCAUAGAUAUUUGAGAAGGAAAAGAUUGGAUUUUGAUGUUGUCAUUGGUACCGCUCUCAUAGAUAUGUAUGGGAAGUGCGGGAGUCUGGCAGAAGCAAGAGAAGUGUUUGGGGAGAUUUUGGAAAAGGAUGUUUUGGCUUGGAGUGCAAUGAUCUCGGCACUUGCGGUGCAUGGGUGCGGUGAGGAGGCUUUCAUUCUUUUUGAAAAGAUGGUGAGAGCGGGCUUGAAGCCUAAUUAUGUCACAUUUGGUUCGCUUUUAAGCGCAUGUGCUCAUUUAGGCUUGGUGGAGAAAGGCCGUUGGUGUUUUGAUUUGAUGAAAAGAGUUUACUUGAUAGAGCCACAAGUUCAGCAUUUUGCUUGCAUGGUUGAUUUACUUGGUAGAGCUGGGUUAUUUUCAGAGGCUGAAACACUCAUAAGAUCAAUGCCAAUGGAGCCUGAUUCUUUUGUUUGGGGAGCAUUGCUUGGUGCCUGCAGAAUGCAUGGAAAUGUGGAGCUUGGACAAAGAAUUGCUGGUUAUUUGAUGGAACGGGAUCCUCUCGACCAUGCCGUUUACAUUGUUUUAUCUGAUAUAUAUGCAAAAGUGAAGAGGUAUGAGGAUGUGAAGAGAAUUUGGAACUUCAUGAAAAAAAUGGGAAUCAAGAAAAAUUCACCUGGCUGCAGUAUGAUUGAUGUUGGUGGCCAGGUGCGUGAGUUUUCUCUUAAAGGAACUGAAGAGGAACUACUGAAGGAAAUAAAUUGGGUUUUGGAUGGAAUUAGUGCUGCACUGAAAUCAGGCAGACACGAGCACGUUGAAACUGAAUUUGUAUUUGAAUAA
Dendrobium catenatum is the source of this 1503-nucleotide messenger RNA. Its product is annotated as pentatricopeptide repeat-containing protein At5g66520-like. Gene Ontology annotation, biological process: RNA modification. Gene Ontology annotation, molecular function: RNA binding; protein binding. The transcript has a single exon. The record is from RefSeq and is a predicted model, not a curated record. Lineage: Eukaryota; Viridiplantae; Streptophyta; Magnoliopsida; Asparagales; Orchidaceae. The coding region runs from base 1 to 1503 and encodes 500 amino acids.